Messenger RNA from Condylura cristata (star-nosed mole), 957 nucleotides. RefSeq names its product glycine N-acyltransferase-like. Gene Ontology annotation, cellular component: mitochondrion. The coding region runs from base 1 to 888 and encodes 295 amino acids. Gene Ontology annotation, molecular function: glycine N-acyltransferase activity. The record is from RefSeq and is a predicted model, not a curated record. Lineage: Eukaryota; Metazoa; Chordata; Mammalia; Eulipotyphla; Talpidae. The transcript has 5 exons.
AUGUUCCCGUUGCAAGGCGCCCAGAUGCUGCAGAUGCUGGAGAAGUCCCUGAGCAGGAGCCUCCCCGAGUCCUUGAAGGUCUACGGGACUGUCUUCCACAUGAACCAGGGAAACCCAUUCAGCCUCCAGGCCCUGGUGGACACGUGGCCUGACUUCAGCACCGUGGUCAUCCGCCCCCAGCAGCAGGAGAUGACGGACGACCUGGAUCACUACACCAACACCUACCAAGUCUUCUCCAAGAAUGUCAGGAAGUGCCAGGAAGUCCUGGCCUCCCCGGAAGUCAUCAACUGGAAGCAACACCUGCAGAUCCAAAGUUCUCAAUGCAGCCUGAAUGACGUGAUCCAAAGUCUUGCAGCCACUAAAUCCCUGCAAGUCCAGCACUCCCAGAACAUCCUCUUUAUGUGGGCAGAGACUGUAAGGAAGCUGGCUCCUGCCCUGCUGGAGGGGAAGAGCUUGGCCCCCACGGGCGGCAAACACAAAGCCAUCAACGAAGCCCUCUUCAGGCCCUCUGCCCUGGACCUGCCCCACGCGGCCCUGGUGAAUGAAUUCUGGGAUUUUGGCGGCAAUGAGCGGAGCCGGAGAUUCAUCAGGCGCUGUAUCAGGACCUUCCCCUCCUUCUGCCUACUGGGGCCCGAGGGGACCCCGGUGUCCUGGCUCCUCAUGGACCAGUCAGGAGAGCUGCGUAUGGGGGCCACAUUGCCCAAGUACCAGGCCCAGGGCCUCAUGGCCCACAUCAUGUACACCCAGUCCCAGGCCAUGAGCAAACUGGGCUUCCCCGUCUUUAUUCAUGUAGACAGGAGGAAAAAAGUCUCUCAGAAAGUAGAGGUCUCUUUGCCUUACAUCCCGAUGCCCUGUGACUGGAACCAGUGGCACUGUGUCCCUCUGUGACAGCCUGACCAGGCCAUGCCAGGUGGCUGGGCCCAUGUGGAGGGUGAUGGGUGGGCAGAGACACGUAAU